AUGAAUAAUAGCUCUACUUGGUACAUCCUCUUUGUUUUACUUUCAUUUAUCCACUGUAUUUUGCUACCUUUAACAAGUGCUUGGAAAAUUGCGCCUAGUGAAAUUCCAGCAGAUAGUAUUUUGUCAAAUGGAGAAACAAAUGGAGAAUUAGACGGUACACCAGGAUGGAUUGAUGAAAUGAACACUGUGCCGAGUUAUUUGAUCGCACCGAGCAAUAAGAUGUCUCAGGUUCUAUCUUGUUCAAACGAAAAGCAGGGACGUCAAUAUUAUUAUUAUAUCACGCCUAUACAGUUUACAGGUGAUUAAAUUGAUCUUUUUCUGUGUUUAAUGUCGGUGGUCCAGUAGUAGAAUUUUCUAGAAAUAUGUACAUGGUUCAAGGUUCGAUACCCAGCCAUCGUACUCGCGAAUCCAAUCUGCUAAAGAGUGAAGGUCAGGUGUAAGGCUAGCAACCCCACCCUGUA
This is a messenger RNA of Trichobilharzia regenti, 461 nucleotides long. The record is from the annotation of a GenBank genome assembly. NCBI's taxonomy places the organism in Eukaryota, Metazoa, Platyhelminthes, Trematoda, Strigeidida, Schistosomatidae.